UCAGGAGCGGCGGCUGCCGUUCUGAAACAAGAUCAGACGACAAUCAACAAUCGUAUCAUUAAUGUCGCGCUGUCCAAUCCUCCGAAAAAACAUCGACAGGAAAAUGAACCGAAAGUUCAUCGCCAAGAGGGAAGGUAAAGAGCAGGGUACAGAGAUUUGCCAAGUUGACAAGCUUGCUACAAGCCUGUUGCGAACACAUCUUGUUGACAAGUUGUGUGAUUUUUACGUGUGUACUCUGCUCUGCAAAGCAAGAACUAUUGCCACUAUCAAAAUGGCCACUAUCGAAAUUUUCCCGGGCGAUGACUACUAAGAUCAGUAUUCCUCGCGGGCAUCAAGCCUUGUGACGUCAUUAUGCAUAAGGUCUAUUGGGCAAUGUCCUUUAGUCCCACAAACGCAUACGUGUAAAAGUGGGUGAAAACGUCCUGGCGGAGUCUAAACAUAAAGUCUAUAUUUUAUUUUAUUUUAGCCGCCCUGGCCGAGCUCGUACCCAGAUACAAUUUGUACCCAGGGCUCUUAAAAAAACACCUGGCACGGACACGUCGAAACCAUCAGCAGAUCCUGGGAACGAGGUUGCAACAAGCAAGGACGAAAAGCCGAAACUCAGCAAUGAUGACUUUAGAAAGAUGUUUCAAUAG
Molecule: messenger RNA, 635 nt
Organism: Paramuricea clavata
Lineage: Eukaryota; Metazoa; Cnidaria; Anthozoa; Malacalcyonacea; Plexauridae
Source: the annotation of a GenBank genome assembly